CGGGCGUGGAAGGCGCUAAAGUUGCGCGACCCUCGGCGCGCUGUUGGGGGCGCCCUCCGCGGCGGGCAGCGCGCCAGGGACCGGCCUCCGCAGCUCUGGGCGCGAGAGGCUACACUUUCCCUUCGCCCCCCGCCCUCGUUUCCUCCCGCGCGGCCGCAGCGGAGAUUUCCUCUCGGGGAAACCACGCGGACUCUUCCCGGGGCUCCUCGCCCCGCCCCAGUUCUCCGCCCCCUCCUCUUUGCUGGGGAGCCGGUGCUAGCCCGCGGCGGGGAGGAGGCUCUGGCAGCCUGGGCCAGGAGGUGGCAGGGGGCCGCGGAGCCGCUGGCUACCAACUCGCCCUGCCAUGUGACGCCGCCCUCCGCCCAGCGACCCCCCGCGCGCCCCGGGCCCGCGCCCGCGCUCUGUCGCGCCGCGCACCAUGCUCCUGCCGGGGCACGCGCGCCCACCGCCAGCGCCCCAGCCAGCGCAGCAUCCCGGCCUCCGCAGGCAGGCAGAGCCUCCCGGGCAGCUCCUGCGACUCUUCUACUGCACCGUCCUGGUUUGCUCCAAAGAGAUCGCAGCGCUCACGGACUUCUCCGGUUACCUAACCAAACUCCUGCAAAACCACACCGCCUAUGCCUGUGAUGGGGACCAUCUGGAUCUGCACUGCCCUUGGCAUUCGACCAUAAGUGUCCAAUCGGCAUUUUAUGGGCAAGAUUACCAAACGUGUAGUGCGCAGCAGCCUGCCUCUCAGAGAGAAGACAGCUUAACCUGUGUGGCGCCCACCACACUGCAGAAGGUGCUGGACGAAUGCCAGAACCAGCGGACCUGCCACCUCCUGGUCAAUAGCCGUGUUUUUGGACCUGACCUUUGUCCAGGAAGCAGUAAAUACCUCCUGGUCUCCUUUAAAUGCCAACCUAAUGAAUUAAAAAACAAAACUGUGUGUGAAGACCAUGAGCUGAAACUGCACUGCCACGAAUCCAAGUUUCUCAACAUCUACUCAGCGACCUAUGGCAGAAAGACCCAGGAGAGGGACAUCUGCUCCUCGGAAGCCACGUGGCUCCCCCCCUUUGAUUGCUUGUCUUACUCGGCUUUGCAAGUAUUAUCCAGGAGGUGUUAUGGGAAGCAGAGAUGCAAAAUCCUCGUCAACAAUCACCAUUUCGGAAGCCCCUGUCUUCCAGGAGUGAAGAAAUACCUCACCGUCAGCUACGCGUGUGUUCCCAAGAAUAUACUCACAGCGAUCGAUCCAGCCGUUGCUAAUCUAAAACCUUCUGUGAAACAGAAAGACGGUGACUAUGGUAUAAACUUAGACCCAAGGAAACCAAGAGUUCUGAGGAAAGAUGGAGUUAUUGUCAGCCACUCCCUGGCAGCAUUUGCUUACCUUCGAGCCCACCCUGAAAGAGCUGCCCUGCUGUUCGUGUCCAGUGUUUGCAUCGGUCUUGCACUCACACUGUGUGCCUUGGUCAUCAGAGUGUCCUGCACCAAGGACUUCCGGGAGCUGCAGCUGGCGAGGGAGCACCUGGUGCCAGGAAGCGACAAAGCCGAGGAGGACAGCCAGGAUGAGGAGGGGGAGGAGGACUCCUCCGACUCCGAUUUUCCGGGGGAACUGUCAGGGUUUCGUAGGACUACAUAUCCUGUCUACAGUUCCAUAGAGGCUGCAGAGCUGGCAGAAAGGAUUGAGCGCAGGGAGCAAAUCAUCCAGGAAAUAUGGAUGAACAGUGGCUUGGACACUUCACUCCCAAGAAACAUGAGCCAGUUCUACUGAAAACCGGAUGCAUCUUGAUAUGAUCACACUUUCUGAAGAGGGAAGGGUUGAGAAUGCCCCUCCAGUUCUGUUUCACUCGUACCUUCUAUGAAGGAGAACUUGUCAUGUCAUCCAAUACUGGGGAAGCCAGAAAGCUCUUAAAGGGACAUUCCAAACUGUUUACAGCGCAUUUCAAAAUAAAUAUGGAGGGAAGAAGUCUUGGUUUUCUGUA
Lipotes vexillifer (Yangtze River dolphin) is the source of this 1955-nucleotide messenger RNA. It is a transcript of the gene EVA1C, whose product is annotated as eva-1 homolog C. Lineage: Eukaryota; Metazoa; Chordata; Mammalia; Artiodactyla; Lipotidae. The record is from RefSeq and is a predicted model, not a curated record. Bases 419 to 1744 code for a protein of 441 amino acids. Gene Ontology annotation, molecular function: carbohydrate binding. The transcript has 8 exons.